Molecule: messenger RNA, 4484 nt
Organism: Bombus terrestris (buff-tailed bumblebee)
Lineage: Eukaryota; Metazoa; Arthropoda; Insecta; Hymenoptera; Apidae
Product: nucleolar protein 58-like
Exons: 5
Coding region: 249-1997 (582 amino acids)
Cellular component (GO): box C/D methylation guide snoRNP complex; small-subunit processome
Molecular function (GO): snoRNA binding
Source: RefSeq, a predicted model, not a curated record
UAGACUAUUUGACCGUUUUCGUUACCGGUAGCUUGUAUAAUAAACUUUUGAAAAAUAAGUUCGAUAUAAGUUUAUUUAAAUCUUUGAUUUUGUUUUGCACAGAUCAUUGAUUAAUUGCAGUAUAUAGUGUUAUACGACCGUGCUUAUUGCUUACGAAUGUUUCAUGAAACUAGCUGGCGCCUUUUAUCAUAAACGUGAAAAUUGUUAAAAACAUUAAUAUUUCUAACCGUGAAAAUAAAUUAACCAAAAUGUUAGUGUUAUUUGAAACUCCCGCGGGAUAUGCAAUUUUCAAGUUACUUGAUGAGGAUAAGUUAACAGAAGUAGAAAAUCUUUAUCAUGAUUUUGAAACACCUGAAGCAGCUAGUAAGAUAGUGAAGUUGAAACACUUUGAAAAGUUUGCGGACACUACUGAGGCUCUUGUAGCUACAACUGCAGCAGUAGAGGGUAAACUGUGCAAAGCAUUGAAGAAAAUUCUUAAAAAACAUUGUAAUGAACUUCAAGAACAACUAGCUGUGGCCGACGCUAAGCUAGGUAAUGCUAUAAAGGAUAAACUGAGUUUAUCUUGUGUCAGUAAUACUGCUAUACAAGAAUUAAUGAGAUGUAUAAGAAGCCAGAUGGAUAGUUUAUUGUCAGGUUUACAUAAAAAAGAAAUAACGGCAAUGGCAUUAGGUUUAGCACAUAGCCUUUCUAGGUACAAAUUGAAAUUUUCACCCGAUAAAGUUGAUACAAUGAUAAUACAAGCUGUUUGUUUGUUAGAUGAUUUAGACAAAGAAUUAAAUAACUAUGUUAUGCGUUGUCGUGAAUGGUAUGGCUGGCACUUUCCAGAACUUGGAAAGAUUAUUAUAGAUAAUAUAACAUUUGUUAAAACAGUAAAAGUAAUUGGAACAAGAGAAAAUACUAUAAAUUCAGAUUUAUCUGAUAUAUUAUCAGAAGAUGUAGAAGAAAAAGUAAAGGAGGCUGCAGAGAUAUCCAUGGGAACGGAAAUCUCUGAAGACGAUAUUUUAAAUAUUCGACAUUUAUGUGAUCAAAUAGUUGAAAUUUCUCAAUAUAGAACACAACUAUAUGAUUAUCUUAAAGCAAGAAUGAUGGCAAUGGCGCCAAAUUUAACUAUUCUUGUCGGAGAGUUAGUGGGAGCUCGUCUAAUCUCACAUGCUGGAUCACUUAUUAAUCUCGCUAAGCAUCCAGCAUCUACCGUUCAAAUACUAGGUGCUGAAAAAGCUCUCUUUAGAGCAUUAAAAUCCAAAAAGGAUACUCCGAAAUAUGGUUUAAUUUAUCACGCACAACUUGUUGGGCAAUCUUCAACAAAAAAUAAGGGAAAGAUGUCCAGAAUGUUAGCUGCUAAAGCUUCAUUAGCAACUAGAGUAGAUGCAUUAGGAGAAGAUGGCAGCUUUAAUCUUGGUGCUGAACAUAAAGCUAAAUUGGAAGCACGUUUGAGGAUUUUAGAAGAAGGGAAUUUUCGUAGAAUUAGCGGCACAGGCAAAGCAAAAGCAAAAUUUGAGAAAUAUUACACUAAAAGUGAAUAUAUUCAGUAUUCUGUUAAUGAAGAUAUAACUCUUCAACAUGGAAAAAGAAAACAUUCUGAAAUUGAAGAUAAAGAAACGCUAAUCGAAGAAAUUACAAAGCCAGUUGAAGAAAUUACAAAGUCAGAUGAAGAAAUGCCUAAGAAAAAGAAAAAGAAGGAAGUUAGUGACAGUGUAGAUGAAUCAGUAACUCAGGAAGUAGCUCAGUCAGACGAAGUUCUGACAAAGAGAAAGAAGAAAAAAAGGAAAGUACAGGAUAUAGAAGAUAAUAUUGAAUCAAAAUUUAAAUGUGAAGAAGAAGGAAAGAAAGCAGUAGAAAAUAUUCCUGGGAUAUCAGGGGAGCCAAUAAAGAAGAAAAAGAAGAAAAAGGAUAAGGAUCAGGAGAUUGGAGAGAUUACAUUCACAAAUGAAGAAACAAGUGAAAAAGUUAUGAGAGAAAAAAGGAAAAAAAAGAAAAAGAAAUCUGAAGAUGAAUGAAAUUUUUCCAACAUAUGUAAUUUGAAAAAAUAAUUUUUUAAAAAUAUGACUAUUCAUUAUCGAUUGUAAACUUAUAUAUAAUUAAAAAAUUAAUUUUCUUUAAAUAUACAUAUAUCAUAUUAUAUUUUUAUAAUAGAAUUCAAUUCUAUAUUUUUAUAAUAGAAUUCAAUUCUAUAUUUUUAAAUAUAAACAAUAUAAUCAUACAAUUUGAAGAUAAGUGUAUAAAAAUAAUUGUGAGUCUAAGAUGUAUUAUUAAAAUACCAGGUAUGUAAAUAUGAAACCGGAAAUUUUGUAUAGAAAAUACACGUUUAUUGUAUGAAAAUGAUUAAAAAUAUUUUAUUCGAAGUAUUGCCCAUCGCUAGCUAUACAUUUUUCCCACCUGUCUGGCAAUUGGUGGAUGCCACGCCAAAGAGACUGUCGCAAACCAGUCAACUAGCCAUUUUCGUAUAUUUUUAUAUAUCUUAUCUUUUAUAUAUCCAUAUCGUAUAUUUUAUGUCCGGCUUUAGUGUCUUGUUCAUUUUUAUAUAUCUUUUCUAAUACGAUACAUGUCUUAAAACAUCAUUGACAUUUACUCAUUGUUAUCUAUUUCUUUUAAUAACACCCUUUGAAAUUUAAAUUUUGUAAAUUCAUAAUUCUGCAUGUAUGUAUUAUCUGAUUCCAAAAUUCUUCAAUAGUAUUAAUGGAUGUUUCAUAAAAAAUUAAUUAUGAAUAUCUCUAUAAAUAAUUUAUAAAAAUUUGUAUAAUAAUUGUUGUACUGAUGCAUUUAAAAUAAAUUUAAUGAUAAUACGGUUACAUGUAAUGAAUCAGAAGUGGAAUCUAUAACAAGUGUAUUUACUGUUUAUAUUCAACUAUAAGAUAUCAUUGAAAUUUGUUUGCGUUUAAUUUAGACGUUAAUGAGGAGCUUUUUUUAUAUUUUAGAAUGAUUUUUUAAGCAAAUUAUUGAAAAUAAGCAGUUUUGGGAGAAACGUAACUUCCAAAAAGUGCAGAUGAACACAACUUCUUGUCAAAAACAAGUUUCAGGCUAGUUUUACAUUGCAACUUGUUAUUGAUUCAAGACUGAUCAACAUUUAUUUGGAACAUUUUUUUAUUAGAUUAGAUUUUUUUAUUAGAUAAAACAUCAUGGCAGCCAUAAAUAUAUAUUUAAAUAAUAUGUAUAUUGGGAAGCUCGGAAGAUUCGUCUGGAUGUUUAAAAAAUCCUAUUAAAUUCGAACGUGUAAGAUUCAUGUGUAACGACGUGUAAAUGCGAACGAACUUUUCGAGAGAUCUAAUAUAUGUAAUAUAUAUUUACAUUCUAUAUAUUUAUAGUGUAUACUAAUAGUACAUAUUUGUAAUAUAAAUAUAUAUUUAUAUACCUGGCACCUAUAUAAUUCGAAAAAUAUAUUUCAAAUCGAAAUUUAAAUGGGAAUGAAGCUUUGGAGUAACCUAAUAUCUGCAAUAUAUGUUUACAUUAUUUAUAUUUAUAGCGUGUACUUAUAGUACAUAUUUGUGAUAUAAAUAUAUAUGCAUAUAUAUGCAUAUAUAUAUAUAUACAAUAAUACUUUUCGACAUUUCUUUGUAUUGAGUUUAACGGAAGAAAAUUCUGCAUCUGAAUUCAUAUAGUAUGCCAUUUAAUGCUCUUAAAAGAUUGUUUCAUAACGUUGUCGAGGCGAAGAUAUUUUACGUUACUUAUUAUAGAUGGAUGUAAAAGCCAUGUGUGUAACGUUACUUAUGUGUUGCUUUACCAUUUACCAAGUAUAAGAAGAACUUCAAUAAGUUGCUUAAAUUGUACUAAUAAUAUCUGUUUCAUUGAAGGAUGUACCUGCGACUAAUAUCUUGUAAUUUUUGUUUACUGUAUUACGUUAUUUUAUUUUGGAAUUGGGGUAAUAUUACAUACAUUAUAUAUUGCAAUAUUACAUACAUUAUUUUACAAUAAUAUUACGAAUUAUUCCACUCAUUAAUAACUUCUAGUGAUUGUGACGGAGCUGCCAUAAGCGUAAAUUACUAUGCCGCUCGAUUACAAAUGACUGUGGUACAAAUCUCGUAAGUGAGAAAACAUGUCUGUGUGUAAAGAACACUUACACAUGGCUAGAACAACUCCACAUGGCUAAAUCUGCGCACUUUUCAUUGUGUGCAAUAUAUCAGCAGCUAGAGACACAAACGUAAGAAGGAUAAGAACAUUGCUUUCCACGUUUAAAUAAAAAUGGAACAACAAGCUCUGUGGCCUAAGUUUAAAGCAGUAGGUACAAAGUCAGCACGUCUAUAUAAACGGUUAUACUUAAAAAUAAUUUUUACUCAUUCUGAGAAAAGAAACACAAGCGCAAGAGCCUAGAGUAGAGAAAUCAAACAUCCAAACGUCUAAAAUUUCACACUCUAAUUUACAUACCAUUUUCCUGAGAUUAAUUGAUGCCGGUCAGCGUCUAUUGCGUAAUUAUAUUAUGUACAUUUCACUUUUAGUUAAAUAUAUGCGAAUUUCAAUGUUAAUUCAAUAAACCAAUAUUAUAGUGAAAA